This is a messenger RNA of Carica papaya (papaya), 1328 nucleotides long. The record is from RefSeq and is a predicted model, not a curated record. NCBI's taxonomy places the organism in Eukaryota, Viridiplantae, Streptophyta, Magnoliopsida, Brassicales, Caricaceae.
AUGGCUGGGUCUAUUAAGGAGGAGUUGUGGGCCUGGGAGGGGUUAAGAAAAAAAAAAAGUUACUAGUUUAAUUCCUGUCUGGUGGAUUAUUUGGAAGGAAAGAAAUAAGAGGGAUUUUGAGGGGUUGAAAGUGACAUCACAAAGAUUAGAGAUAGAUGGUUCCAUUUGUUUGGAUUUUUAUUAUGCGAACAUUGACUUGUAUAGGGUGGAUGAUUUUGGGUAUAUAAUUGACUGCUUGCAAAUUUCUUGGGGGAUAUCUAUUAUGCUAUGGUGAUAUCUUGCAGUUCCUAAUCUAUACCACAGAUAAAUAAAAAAAUUUCCCUUGGCCCUCUUCACAUAGAAGAUUCUUUUUCAGUGGUUAGCUGGAGUUUACCAUUUACAGUUUUAGUCGGCUUUGUUACUGUUAGCAGCCAUAUCCUCUAAGAUAGUGUUAACACAAGAGCAAGAUGUCUUCAAUUGUUGAUGGACAAAUGUAAAAUUAUGCAGCUUGCUGAAUUUUAUGUUGUAUUUAUCAUGUUGAAUUUUGUAAAAGUUGUGUUCUAUUCUAUUGUUUUUGGCCACAAUGAUUAAUGGGAAAGCCCAAAACUGUAUUCAAUUUGUUUUGACGUCAACCAUUAGAUGAAAUAUGUUAUGAAGUUUACUUGCAUGCAUACUUUGUGGUUUUUGACUGCCAUCAUGAUAUCAUUUUCUUUUAGUAUCUUAUUGCGCUCUAUAAUCAUUGCAUUUAUACCGAAUUCCUGUAACAUUGUGGGAUAAAAUUGGCAUGAAAUGGACAGAUGUUUCAAAAGGAAGCCUCUUCAUGUUGGAAUUCAUGCAUAUGAUGACCAAAUUAAGGCCGUUUGUUCAUGUAUUUCUGAAAGAAGCAAGUGAAAUGUUUGAGAUGUACAUAUACACAAUGGGAGAUCGGCCUUAUGCAUUACAAAUGGCUAAAUUGCUUGACCCUAGAGGAGAAUACUUUGGCGAUAGAGUAAUUUCUCGGGAUGAUGGGACUGUAAAACAUCAAAAAGGUCUUGAUGUGGUUCUUGGCCAAGAAAGUGCUGUUCUAAUCCUUGAUGAUACUGAGAAUGCAUGGGUGAAACAUAAAGACAAUUUGAUACUGAUGGAAAGAUAUCAUUUCUUUGCUUCGAGUUGUCAUCAAUUUGGCUACAAUUGUAGAUCUCUUUCCGAGUUGAAGAGUGAUGAGAAUGAGACUGAUGGAGCACUUGCAUCUGUGCUAAAGGUCCUUAGGCAAAUCCAUAGCAAAUUCUUUGAUGAUCUCGAAGAGGAUCUUGCAAACAAAGAUGUGAGGCAGGUGUAGUGCUUCUCAGAACUUCCAUCCUAUCAAUGUG